AUGAUGAAUAUAGCAAUGAACAAGAGUUAUUAUCACUCAACAUCCAGUGUUCCUCUAGUAGCAGCUACAACUGGAGACAUGCUUGAUUUGUUCGCAAGAAAAACGCCACAUAAAGAGGCCUAUAUCUUUCCGGUUGAAAAGAUACGACUAACAUUUGCAGAUUUGCAUAGGCAAGUGAGUGCAUUAGCCACUGGGUUUCUAUGUGUUGGAUUAAAACGAGGUGACACUUUGGGUAUUUUGUCAUCAUGUGCACCUGAAUAUAUAUUGGUGCAGAUGGCUGCUGCAACGAUUGGCGUGAUACUGGCACGAUUUCACAUCGCCUUGCCAAAUGAUAAGCUGAAAAAUAGUAUGUUAAAAAGUGAGUGCGUUGCUCUGGUUAUUGGUACCAGUGAUGGUGAUGUAUACAAGCGAUUGGGUCAAAUCAUACCGGAUUUGAAAAAAUCAGGUUCUGGAAUACUACAAACAAAGGAAUUGAAACUUCAACAGAUAAUCACUAACGUUUCGGCAGCUCAAGGCAGGUGGAAAUCUAUAGACCAGGUCAUGAAUAUAGGCGACGUGGAUCCUGAAGGUGGUCAAAAGCUACUGGAAGAAACCCGCAAAAUGGUCGAGUUUGGUGACCUCUAUACCGUUUUCUAUACUUCCGGGACCACUGGGCCAUCAAAGGGCACACUCCAUACAUAUUUAGCAAAUCACAACGCUUACAUAAUGAGCGCAGAUCGAUUUGGAUGGACGACGGAUGACAUCCUACUGUCUGCUAAUCCAUCACUGUCCCAUUGCAAUUCAGAAAUAGCACACAUUGUCCCUGUAAUAUUGGGAAUGACAUCAGUUAUCAUUUCCCCUGGUGCAAACGUGCGAGAUACAAUGACUGCAAUACAAGAUGAACGUUGCACUGUAUUGUUUUCCGGUUAUCGAAGUCUCUAUAACCUUCUACAUCAUGACAACAUAGAUCAAUAUGAUUACUCAUCUCUUCAUUCUAUUCUGACUGGUGGCACCACACUCGCACCAGACUUUAUCAAGAAUAUAAGCACACUAUUUCAAGCCAAGGUGUUAAUUAUUUAUGGGUCAUCUGAGACCUUAUGCACAAGCGGGAGAAAUGUCACAUUGAAUGAAAAAGAAGUUAUUGAUACAGUCGGGCGCCCACUUGGUCACACCGAAGUUAAAAUAGUGAAUGAAAAUGGUAGAAUGGUACCAUUCAACACACUGGGGGAGCUACUUAUCCGCAGCAAUUUCAUAUUUUGCUCAUAUAUUCAGGAUGAAGAGAAGACGAAGAAAGCUAAAAGCAUUGAUGGGUGGUAUAAACCAGGUGAUAUAGCUAAGAUAAACAGCAACGGUUAUAUAACUAUUGUUGGAAAAACAGAAGAUGUCAUCGUGAAAGGAGGAAACAAGAUGUACUAUGCCAUUCUUUUGGACUAUAUUUUAAGUCAUCCCAAUGUCAAGGCCGCUUGCAUAGUGCCAGUACCAGAUGACGAAUUCCAAGAAGACUUCUGUGCUUGCGUUUGCUUGAUUGAAGAAGCUACGUCCUCCUGCUGCGACGAGCUGAAGGAUUUCUACAUUCGUAAUAAUGAUACAUACAAUUGUAUUCCAAAACAUGUAAUGAUCUUUGAUGAUUUUCCGGAACUCCCAAGCGGCAAAAUAGAUCAGAAGAGCAUGUCCCGGGACGUGUUUGCUAGACUGAAUUUGAAUGAAGACUGGCUUGAACAUCGCGUACAGUAA
Messenger RNA from Saccoglossus kowalevskii, 1713 nucleotides. Its product is annotated as medium-chain acyl-CoA ligase ACSF2, mitochondrial-like. NCBI's taxonomy places the organism in Eukaryota, Metazoa, Hemichordata, Enteropneusta, Harrimaniidae. The record is from RefSeq and is a predicted model, not a curated record.